Phytophthora infestans T30-4 is the source of this 483-nucleotide messenger RNA. RefSeq lists its product as uncharacterized. The transcript has 3 exons. NCBI's taxonomy places the organism in Eukaryota, Oomycota, Peronosporomycetes, Peronosporales, Peronosporaceae. Bases 1 to 483 code for a protein of 160 amino acids. The record is from RefSeq and is a predicted model, not a curated record.
AUGUCAUUUCCAGUUUUGUUAAACGUCAACAAUCAAGUUGCCCAGCAUCAAUUCCGAUAUCGAUUCAGUCAACCGAUUGAUUUCAGUCAGUUUGAAAUCGCACUUGGCUCGAUCUCAAUUUAUUACAGCUGGAAGGCUAUCACUGCUCAACGCCAAAACAACUCAUUCAAAAUCAUUUGGCCAACAGCAGCAACAACAACUACGUACUCAAUCACCUUGCCAGAUGGUACAUACGCAGCAAGUGAUAUCAACAAGUACCUGCAGCAUUGGACGGCUUCCCAAAUGCCAGCCACUGCAUACACUCCUCGACUUCAGAUUGAUAACUCUGGAUUUGGAGCUAUCGUUGGGCUAUCCAAUGGUGUAUAUCCUGCUGCUCAAACUACGAGCGUUUACGCCAUCAAUAGCAACGUCACGCCUCCUGUCGCUGCUGUAAUUCUAGGGCUGCCAAGGUAUUGCAUAUUGUCCGAUGCAAGGAACCAAUAA